CGCAGGUCACAAUGUACGCUGCGUCGCCGUAUUUGUCCCACGUGGCGUACUGUUUGACCAGCCACGCAAGCAAGGUGGGGGUUCUUUUGCACUGGCGAGUUGAUUUGGGGGGCUUUUUUUUUUUGCAAAUUUCACGUUGUAUUAAAACCCCCUCCCCCAUCGUCCUCCAAAUCCCUAGCCAUUUUCCUCUUUCGCCGCCGGCCACCAAAUCCCUAGCCGGCGUCGUCCUGCCGGCGCCCACUCCCUGCCCAGCACCGCUCACCGCCGGCGUCGCCGCUUCUGCAACGAGUUGUUCUUCCCUUGAAGCAUGUCUGCAUCGAGCUCCUGCCGCUCUUCUCGCCGCGGCGGCGGUCCAUUCAUCCCCCUCAUCUACUGCCAGUGGGGUGUGGUUCCAUGGUGAAGAAGCAUGUUUCCGGCACAGAGGAUCACCCUGGAUGGGUGUACUACCGCUACCCGGUCAUGGUAAUGGAUGCAAUUUCUGGCAUUGGGAGAGGGAGUAUGUUGCUUACUUGGUGGAGAAGAUGUUUCUCACUGGAGAUAAUGCUGUGGAUGUAAUUGGGUGGUCUGAAGACAGGAGAGAAGAGUUGGAGCGGCGCAAUGAAGAGAGAAGAGCUAGAGGGAUGAUGGCAGUAGGAUUUAGGGGUUCAUGCUGUGAGGAGAGGAGUGAAUCUUUAUUGCAGGUUGGCAAGUAGAUUGUUCUUCUGUUGAAGAUAGCUCUGGCAGUAGGUGUGUGUGUGUGUGCUGUGUGUGAUGCUACUGAGUAAAGGAGGAGUGAACUAUGUGUGUGAUGAUGUUGAAGAUA
This is a messenger RNA of Triticum aestivum (bread wheat), 802 nucleotides long. RefSeq lists its product as uncharacterized. The coding region runs from base 12 to 692 and encodes 226 amino acids. The record is from RefSeq and is a predicted model, not a curated record. Lineage: Eukaryota; Viridiplantae; Streptophyta; Magnoliopsida; Poales; Poaceae. The transcript is spliced from 2 exons.